Messenger RNA from Drosophila grimshawi, 2177 nucleotides. RefSeq names its product protein Spindly (gene Spindly). Bases 16 to 2157 code for a protein of 713 amino acids. NCBI's taxonomy places the organism in Eukaryota, Metazoa, Arthropoda, Insecta, Diptera, Drosophilidae. The transcript is spliced from 6 exons. The record is from RefSeq and is a predicted model, not a curated record.
UUUAGGCUAAUCAAAAUGUACAAUAACUUAGAUUUAAGCGCUCUCAGCAUCGAUGACAUUGUCGAAGAGUAUAAAAUACUCCAUGACCGCCAUCAGCAGUUGAAGGAGCGCAGCGAGGACGAUGCUCAACGCAUCCACGAGCUCAAACGCAGCCUGGACACAGCCUUAGCCGCCGAGAAGUAUUUAACCCAGGAGCUGGAACAUCUCAGCGCCCAAGCGCAGGCCGCUUGUCCCAGCGCCGAUGAUCGAAUGCUGAAGGAAUUGGAGGAGGUGCGACGCAAAUACAAAAGUCUGCAACUGGAGCAGGAAAUCCUGCAACAGGAUUACGACGCCAAGGUUGAGGAGACAUCCACCCUGAGAGCGAAACUGGAGAGCGCUGCGCGUGAUCUGGAGUUAAAUGCGACGCUGAAAGCAAACAGCUCGCAUGAUGAGUCUGCCUCACGUCUGAGCGUCUUGGAACUGGAGAAUGCGGAGCUAAUGCAAAAGUUGGCCGAAUACGAGGAUGCCAAAGUGCAAAAUACCUUUGCCCUGGCCGAGCAGGAGAAAACUAUUGAAGUACUGAAGGAUCAGGUUAGUUGCCUGGAGGAGAAUAUGCGUUCCAAGCGCGAUGAUCUCGAGGAGAAGCUGCAGCUAUUGGAGAGCGCACAGGAGCAGCUGGUGGAUGCCAAUGCCAAAAUAGCACUACUCACCAGUGCACCCGAACAUAAUGAUCGCAAGGGUAAUUCACUGUUUGCCGAGGUCGAUGAUCAGCGGCAGGUGAUGAAGCAAUUGCUGGUUAGCCAGAAGAAGAGCUAUUUGGACAUGAAGAAGAUAUUCAAUGACAGCAAAUAUGAGAUUCAUCGCUUGAAGCGUGAAAACAUUGCUAUGCACAAAGAACUGCAGGCAUGCAGCACCAUCUUCUGCAGCGCAGACAAAACCUAUCAGAAUAAGCUCAAUGAACGCAUUCGCCAGCUGCUGCAGCAGAACGCAAAACUGGAGCGCAAUUUAAAUGUGUCGCAAGAGCGUUUGCGCGAACUGGCCAGCCAGAAGUCGGUGACUUGGCUCGAUUCCAUGCUGGAUUUCUGCAAACGUGAAACCGACGAGCUGAAGUCACAACUACACAGCAUGCACAUCCAAAAGGCCACCGUCGAGGAGCAGAUGCGUAAUGUGCAACAGGAAAUGGCGCGCUGGCGCUUUGAAUCACUGAAAUCACGCUGCGUGCUCAUUGAUCGCGAGAAUCUGCUCAUGGAACACAAGAUUGCCUUCAAGGCCAUUCACGCCAUGGAGUUUGACAUUAAGGAGUCGCAGCUGCAGGCAGCCUUGCCGCGCAUUGUCACGCCCCCAACACCAGCAGCAGCGAACUUAACGAGCGUAACCACUCAAGCUGAGAUCAUAGUUUUGGAUACGCCACUCAGAACACCACGUGUGAGCGUUAAAUUGCAAACUGAUGUCAUUGUGACGCCGCUAAAAACUAAACAGGGGGGCAAUAAACCCGUCUUGGGUUUAAUGAAAGUAAAACGCGAGCUGUCGGAGCCCAAGGAGUCGCACACAACUGCACAGCUGGAAGUGUGCAAUAUUAAGUCCGAGGAGAUGCUGAGCGAGGCCAUGGAACAGAUGGCCAUCGCUGCCAAGCCCAUUAAGAAGGGCACACCCGUAAAGCAGCAUUUUGGAAAAAUCAAAGUGAAAAGCGAGCAGCAGCUGCUGGAAUCGCCCAAAACUGAGCCUGAGGAGGAGCCCCUCGCAUUAACGCAAAUAAAAACCGAGAUUGCGGAGGACGAUGUAGAAGUUCUGACGCCCGCCAAGUCGCAACGCAAGGGCACACCCGUUAAGCCCAAGGCGGAACCGAUUGAGAUUGAUGCGAUUGUCGAGGCGAAACCGUUGCGCAAGGGAACACCAGUUAGAGCUAAGGCCGGCACUGAACCCAUCGAUAUGCAUGCAGUGCGUUCUAUACUAGCAAAAAAGCGCGACUUAUUUGCCGAUACCCAGAAGAAUGUGCAAUUUAGCAGCAAUGCUCCCAUCGUUCACAAUCUCAGUCCGGACCUAUGCUCUCCGCCACCGGACAGCAAGGAGAAUCAGCAACCUGUUGUCCAGGACGUCAAAGCUGCUGCCAAGAAGACGCAAAACAUAAUUCGACGCAUUGUGGUUGCAUCCAAAAGCCAGCGAGCUCCUGAAAACUAAAAAAAAACAAACAAGAAAAA